CGUGGGUCGGCAGCCACCCAGCCGGGGAGGAGCCUGGAGCCGCAGAAGCGAGGCGUUCGCAGCUAUGGGCCCGGGGUCUCGGAGAGCUCGAGGGUCGCUGGUGUUGGGGCUGCCGUUGCUGCUGCUACUGCGACUACCGUGGCCAAUGUGGGGGGCCGAGGCGUUUCAAGGAAACACCUUUGGAGAGCCAGUCAUCCCACACUGGGUCCUGGAUGGACGUCCCUGGCACAUAGUCACCCUGGAAGAGCUGGUCUCGAAGCUAGAAGAAGGGCUGGUGGCCUUGGAGGUUGAAGGCCGGGAGCUCCUGCUCGAGCUGGAGAAGAACCACAGGCUGCUGGCCCCGGGAUACACAGAAACCCACUACACACCAGAUGGGCAGCCAGUGGUGCUGGUCCCCAGCCGCACGGAUCAUUGCCACUACCAUGGGCGUGUGAGGGGCUUCCCUGACUCCUGGGUAGUCCUCAGCACCUGUUCUGGGAUGAGGGGCAUGAUAAUGCUCAGCAGCAAUGCCAGCUAUUAUGUGCAUCCCUGGCCAGCUGGGGACUCUGAGGACUUCUUGACCCACAAGAUCUUCCGGAUGGAGCAGCUGCUCAGCUGGAAAGGAUCCUGUAGCCACAAGGACCCAGGGGACAAAGGGGACAUGGCCAGACUUUCUCGUGCCACCCAAAUCAGGGAGAGGCGGGAGUCCCUCAGAAGUCCGAGAUACCUGGAGCUGUACAUAGUGGCUGACCACACCCUGUUCUUGACCCAGCACCGGAACUUGAACCACACCAAACAACGUCUUCUGGAGGUCGCCAGCUAUGUGGAUCAGAUUCUCAGGACUCUGGACAUCCAGGUGGCGCUGACCGGUCUGGAAGUGUGGACCGAGCAGGACCGGAGCCGCGUCACGCCAGACGCGAACGCCACGCUCUGGGCUUUCCUGCAGUGGCGCCGGGGGCUGUGGGCGCGGCGGCCACACGACUCGGCGCAGCUGCUCACGGGCCGCGCCUUCCGGGGCGCCACCGUGGGCCUGGCGCCCGUCGAGGGCAUGUGCCGCGAGGAGAGCUCUGGAGGCGUGAGCACGGACCACUCGGAGCUCCCCAUUGGCGCUGCAGCCACCAUGGCCCACGAGAUAGGCCACAGCCUCGGUCUCAGCCACGACCCGGACGGCUGCUGCGGGGAGGCGGCGGCGGAGCAGGGUGGCUGCGUCAUGGCAGCGGCUACCGGGCAUCCGUUCCCGCGCGUAUUUAGCGCCUGCAGCCGCCGCCAGCUGCGCGCCUUCUUCCGAAAGGGGGGCGGCGCGUGCCUCUCCAACGCGCCGGACUUUGGGCUCCUGGUGCCGCGGGCGCGCUGCGGGAACGGCUUCGUGGAAGAGGGCGAGGAGUGUGACUGCGGCGCCGGCCAGGAGUGCCCGGGCUCCUGCUGCCUUGCCCACAACUGCUCACUGCGUGCGGGGGCCCAGUGCACCCAUGGGGACUGCUGCGCCCGCUGCCUGCUGAAGCCCGCGGGCGCGCCAUGCCGCCGGGCUGCAGGCGACUGUGACCUCCCUGAAUUCUGCACGGGCACCUCCCCCUAUUGCCCCCCUGACAUUUACCUACUGGACGGCACUCCCUGCGCCAGAGGCCGCGGCGCCUGCCGGGACGGCGAGUGUCCGACGCUCGAGCAGCAGUGCCAGCGGCUCUGGGGCCCUGGCUCCCGCCCAGCCCCGGAUGCCUGUUUCCAGGUCUUGAACCCCGCAGGAGACGCCCACGGGAACUGUGGGCAGCACAGCGACGGCAGCUUCGUGCCUUGUGCUCAGAGGGAUGCACAGUGUGGGAAACUGCAGUGCCAGGGCGGGGAGCAGAGCGCACUGGUACCACACACGGUGCCGGUGGACUCCACCGUUCGCCUAGGCAGCCGCGAAGUGACCUGCAGGGGUGCCUUCGUGCUGCCUGGUGCCCAGCUGGACCUGCCUGAUUUGGGCCUGGUAGAGUCAGGCACCCAAUGUGGACCUCAGAUGGUGUGCCAGGACAGGCGCUGCCAGAACGCUACCUUCCGAGAGCUGGAGCUCUGCCUGAUUGCUUGCCAUGGCCACGGGGUUUGCAAUAGUAACCAUAAUUGCCACUGUGCUCCAGGCUGGGCUCCGCCUUCCUGUGACAAGUCGGGGUUUGGUGGUAGUGUGGACAGUGGUCCAGUGCAGUCUGAAACCCAAGACACCUUCACGCUGGCGGUGAUCCUUAGCUUUCUGCUGCCUCUGCUCCUCGGGGCCAGCCUGGCCUGGUGCUGCUGCCGGCACCCAGGACCCUGUCUCCAGCAAUGCCUCUGGGGUUCAAGGAGGGACCCCGUGUGCAGUGGGCCCAAAGAUCACCCAUGCAGGGACUACCCUCUGGGCAGCAUUCAGCCCACGGAGUUGGGCCUGACAGCCACUGGGGAGCCCCAGCCCCUGGAACUCUGCCAGAGCCCAGCAGCCACCUUGAGAAGCCUGUGCCCUGUGGCCAAGCAGGUCAAGUCCAAAAGCCCAGAUCCUGUCUCUGGUGAAAGGUGACUCCUGAGAUGAGAAGACUUAAGGACAGCUGCUCCAGGAACUCGGGUCCCCAGGGGCAGAGCCAGCCAGUCCGCUGACCUCCUGCACCUUCAGGCACCUACAACAUUUCUUCCAAGUUACCUCUGCACCACCUACUCCAGGACCCUGGAGCCUCAUCAGAAUUUGCUCAGUGCCAUCCCUGUUCUGCAGGGCUGCUAGGCCUGGCUAGGGCACACCCUCCAGCCCAAGCAAGAGUCCAUCAGUCCCAGGAGCAAAGGUCUUGUAGUCACUGACCUCCUGUCACCGGGGGUGGCUGGGUCAUGCUGGGAGCCUAGCCUGGACCCACGGCCUCUGUCCAGGUGUGGGUGUGCUGCAUGCACUUUCUCCAGACCCAGCUCUGGAGGGCACUGACUGCUGGGCCAGAACUCCAGGGGCCCUGCACUUUAGACUGAUCCACGUCCCCGGAGCCUGGGCCCUGAAAAAACAAACAGAAUCCUUGGGACCUUCCUUCCUGCCUCCUCCCCUGGUCUUUCCCCCCAGAUGCUUCCUCAGUCCCACCCUAUUCCUAGUUGUCAGGUGAGGUUUCCAAGGAGCCUGGGGAUCUGCUGAGGCCCCUUCCCUUUGGACAUUAAUCAGCUCCUCCUCCAUUCCAUGGGUGGGGACGAAGCAAGCCAUUUUGGAAAGGACACCAAAGUAGAAAUCAGAAGAAAGACAUAUUGCCCUGAGACCUAUGAGUCUUUUCUGUCUUUAAAUUCAAACCCAUGGGGGCUUCUUGAGGGUGACGAGGGGUAGUGGCUGGUGGAUGGAGCCCCAGAUGACAGCCAGGCCCCAGAUGUACCUGUGCAUAGGAUGGUGUUGCCCAGCUUGAAUGAUCCCUUUGCUCCACCUCUCCUGUCUCGCUUGGACACUCGGAGAGGCCAUUUAUUCUCUCCCCUUGCUUCAUGCAAGAGUUGCUGAGUGACAUUCUACAUCAGCCAGCUGUUGCUACAUAAAAAAACCAUCCCCAAACUUAGUAGCUUAGAACAAUAACCAGUUCUGUGAAUUGGCAAAUUAGGUUGAACUCAGCUGGUGAUUCAACUUGCUUCAGUCACUCAUAUGUUUGCAGUUAACUGCUGGUCACUAGGUGGGUCUGCUUCUGGGGUUGGCUGGCUGUUGGCUAGAGUGAUGGGGACAAAUGGGCUCUGUGUCUUUCAUGUUCCAGUAGGUUAGCAAGGCCUGGUCACAUAACAGCUGGGGAGCAAUCUAAGAGAACACAACCAGAAUUAGAGUGAGACAAAUGAGGCAUUUAUCUUGGGCACAAAAAAAGUAAUCAAGAGAAGUAAUAUAUACAUUUUUUGAUGUUUCAUGUUCCUUUUUUUUUCAUUAGUUUACAGUGUUGUGUCACUUUCUAAGAUAAGUAAUAUUUUAACGUAGUAUAUUUACAGAUCAAAAUUAAUGCAAAAACCCACGAUGAACAAACAUUAAAAUUUUAACUAAAGACAGGAUCAACUACAGUGCCAUGCCAAGCCACGCUGGAGCCUGAGGCAAAAGGAGAAACCAGUAAUUGUGAUCCUGGGGCCAGUG
Messenger RNA from Camelus dromedarius (Arabian camel), 4045 nucleotides. RefSeq names its product ADAM metallopeptidase domain 33 (gene ADAM33). The record is from RefSeq and is a predicted model, not a curated record. The transcript is spliced from 22 exons. Gene Ontology annotation, molecular function: metalloendopeptidase activity. Bases 65 to 2503 code for a protein of 812 amino acids. NCBI's taxonomy places the organism in Eukaryota, Metazoa, Chordata, Mammalia, Artiodactyla, Camelidae. Gene Ontology annotation, biological process: proteolysis.